UUACCCUGCAGGAGCAACUGUUCCCCGGGGGUGAGCGUCAUCCUGCGGCAGCUGGCACCCAGACCAGUCUUCCUCCCCCGCCACUCUGAGUCCUCUGCCCUUGACUGGAUCUUCAUGGGCAGUGAGGGACCUGGAGCCCCUGGCAUAUGUUACACACUGGACUAUGUACAGAGGCCCUCCUGGCAGGCUCAGGUGAGUGGUACCAAGACCUGGCACUUCAGACCAGUGCCAGAGUGUCAACAGGUGUGCCAACCCUUCAGUGUCACUGUCAACAAGGGAGAUAUAAUUUUUGUUGAUACUAACCAAUGGUACCACACGACCUACAUCCAUGAAGGAGAACUUUCCAUCACUAUUGGAUCUGAGUAUGACUAGUCAGCAACACCAUACUGUAGCUGGCCAGAACCUGUUGCUGGUUCCAUCAAGUUAAAGAGUGUGUUUCCAGUAUUGACAUCUGCUGUAACUUAUUUCCUUUGGGUUAGUACUGUAAGUAUCUCUUGUGGUGCAGAAGGAUGAGUUAUGUGCCACACUCAUGUUCAGCUGUGUUGGGCCUCAUUGACAACACCCGACCCAAAGUUAUCUAAGAAAGAAGCCCGAGAGUUAUGGCCGUCCUUUUGUGAAUGGCACCGGGCAUGGGGUAAUUGAGUACCUGUACAGUGCUGUGUUACCUUAUUUAUAUACAGUACAGUACUGGCAUUAUUUUAAGAUAAUUUAGCACAGAAUAUAAUCACUGUCAUUCCCAGGUGUUCGGUAUACAUGUGACCGAGUGAGAAAACAAAAAGAGGUGUCGUGAGGAGGUGGUGUUGGCACACUAAACACUACACUUGUAUCCAUAUUGUUCACUGGAGAUGUUUGUCCUACUGUACUGUGAUGGUAACUUUAAGAAGAGGGAGUGUCACACAUAGGUUGUUGUGGCAGGCAUGAAUAAUAACCAGCAGGUGCCAGAUGACAACUGCUGUAAGGCAUCACAUCAGCUGUCUUACAAGAAAGUGAAGCCAGGAUCAACUUUUAGUUUUUUAAUCAGAAUCUAUGUUAACAGCCGGUGACAGUCACCCCUAAAAGCUUUCUCACUCAACAGUUUUGACUCUAAGUUGACCAAACAGAUUGACACCAUUGAGCAGAUACACAUUAAACACACUGAAACAUAAUUGAGUUAAUUGCUUCAUAAAGGACGUCUACUCUAUAGGUCAUUCAAUUGCUUCAUAAAGGAUGUCUACUCUAUAGGUCAUUCAAUUGCUUCAUAAAGGAUGUCUACUCUAUAGGUCAUUCAAUUGCUUCAUAAAGGACGUCUACUCUAUAGGUCAUUCAAUUGCUUCAUAAAGGACGUCUACUCUAUAGGUCAUUCAAUUGCUUCAUAAAGGACGUCUACUCUAUAGGUCAUUCAAUUGCUUCAUAAAGGACGUCUACUCUAUAGGUCAUUCAAUUGCUUCAUAAAGGAUGUCUACUCUAUAGGUCAUUCAGUUGCUUCAUAAAGGAUGUCUACUCUAUAGGUCAUUCAAUUGCUUCAUAAAGAACGUCUACUCUAUAGGUCAUUCAAUUGCUUCAUAAAGGACGUCUACUCUAUAGGUCAUUCAAUUGCUUCAUAAAGGAUGUCUACUCUAUAGGUCAUUCAGUUGCUUCAUAAAGGAUGUCUACUCUAUAGGUCAUUCAAUUGCUUCAUAAAGAACGUCUACUCUAUAGGUCAUUCAAUUGCUUCAUAAAGGACGUCUACUCUAUAGGUCAUUCAAUUGCUUCAUAAAGGACGUCUACUCUAUAGGUCAUUCAAUUGCUUCAUAAAGGACGUCUACUCUAUAGGUCAUUCAAUUGCUUCAUAAAGGACGUCUACUCUAUAGGUCAUUCAAUUGCUUCAUAAAGGACGUCUACUCUAUAGGUCAUUCAAUUGCUUCAUAAAGGACGUCUACUCUAUAGGUCAUUCAAUUGCUUCAUAAAGGACGUCUACUCUAUAGGUCAUUCAAUUGCUUCAUAAAGGACGUCUACUCUAUAGGUCAUUCAAUUGCUUCAUAAAGGACGUCUACUCUAUAGGUCAUUCAAUUGCUUCAUAAAGGACGUCUACUCUAGAGGUCAUUCAAUUGCUUCAUAAAGGACGUCUACUCUAUAGGUCAUUCAAUUGCUUCAUAAAGGACGUCUACUCUAUAGGUCAUUCAAUUGCUUCAUAAAGGACGUCUACUCUAUAGGUCAUUCAAUUGCUUCAUAAAGGACGUCUACUCUAUAGGUCAUUCAGUUGCUUCAUAAAGGACGUCUACUCUAUAGGUCAUUCAAUUGCUUCAUAAAGGACGUCUACUCUAUAGGUCAUUCAAUUGCUUCAUAAAGGACGUCUACUCUAUAGGUCAUUCAAUUGCUUCAUAAAGGACGUCUACUCUAUAGGUCAUUCAAUUGCUUCAUAAAGGACGUCUACUCUAUAGGUCAUUCAAUUGCUUCAUAAAGACGUCUACUCUAUAGGUCAUUCAGUUGCUUCAUAAAGGACGUCUACUCUAUAGGUCAUUCAAUUGCUUCAUAAAGGACGUCUACUCUAUAGGUCAUUCAAUUGCUUCAUAAAGGACGUCUACUCUAUAGGUCAUUCAAUUGCUUCAUAAAGGACGUCUACUCUAUAGGUCAUUCAAUUGCUUCAUAAAGGACGUCUACUCUAUAGGUCAUUCAAUUGCUUCAUAAAGGACGUCUACUCUAUAGGUCAUUCAAUUGCUUCAUAAAGGACGUCUACUCUAUAGGUCAUUCAAUUGCUUCAUAAAGGACGUCUACUCUAUAGGUCAUUCAAUUGCUUCAUAAAGGACGUCUACUCUAUAGGUCAUUCAAUUGCUUCAUAAAUGACGUCUACUCUAUAGGUCAUUCAAUUGCUUCAUAAAGGACGUCUACUCUAUAGGUCAUUCAAUUGCUUCAUAAAGGACG
Molecule: messenger RNA, 2880 nt
Organism: Homarus americanus (American lobster)
Lineage: Eukaryota; Metazoa; Arthropoda; Malacostraca; Decapoda; Nephropidae
Exons: 5
Source: RefSeq, a predicted model, not a curated record